AUGUCUAAGCAUACAGAUUCCACAGCUGAAGUGCUGUUGGAGAAGAAAGGUUGUGCAGGAGUAAUAACUUUGAAUAGACCCAAGGCUCUCAAUGCAAUAAAUAUUUCUAUGAUCCGGCAGAUCUAUCCGCAAAUAAAGACUUGGGAGCAAGAUCCUGAAACUUGUCUAAUAAUCAUAAAGGGAACUGGAGAAAAAGCUUUUUGUGCUGGGGGUGAUGUCAGAGCCAUCAGAGAUGCAGGAAAACUUGGUGAUAGACUGGCACAAGAUUUCUUCAAAGAAGAAUAUGCCCUGAACAAUGCUGUUGGCACUUGCAAGAAGCCAUAUGUGGCACUCAUUGAUGGCAUUACAAUGGGAGGGGGAGUUGGUGUCUCUGUGCAUGGACAUUUCCGAGUGGCUACAGAAAAGACACUCUUUGCGAUGCCAGAAACAGCAAUAGGCCUCUUUCCUGAUGUAGGGGGAGGAUAUUUCUUGCCAAGAUUAUCAGGAAGGAUUGGCUAUUACCUAGCACUCACUGGAAGCAGGCUGAAAGGGAGAGACGUGCUAAAAGCUGGCAUCGCCACACAUUUUGUGGACUCUGAAAAGCUGCCUGCCUUAGAGAAGGACCUGACAGGCCUGAAAUCUCCUUCAACAGAAAAUAUUGCAGACUUACUGAACUCUUACCAUGAAAAGAGCAAAGCUGACCAAGACAAGCCAUUUGUACUUGAUGAACACAUGGAGAAGAUUAACAGUCUUUUUUCAGGAGAUACCGUGGAAGAAAUUGUUAAAAAGUUAAAGCAAGAUGGUUCUGCUUUUGCCAAUGAGCAGCUGGAGACUCUGAACAAGAUGUCACCUACAUCCUUAAAACUGACUCUCAGACAGCUCAGAGAAGGAGCUUCCAUGAGCUUACAGGAGGUACUCAGGAUGGAAUACAGACUGAGCCAAGCAUGCAUGAGAGGCACUGACUUCUAUGAAGGGGUUCGAGCAGUGCUGAUUGACAGAGACCAGGCCCCCAGAUGGAAGCCAGCUGCUCUAGAAGAAGUCAGUGAUGAAUUUGUGGACAAUUGUUUUAAGCCACUGGGAAACGACGAUCUCAAGUUGUAAAGACCAAGCCUGUUGACAUCUUGUACAUCUGCUCAAGUCUGUGGUAUCAGCAUUAACAGCAGUGUGUGAUGAAGUUUGAGA
Dryobates pubescens (Downy woodpecker) is the source of this 1161-nucleotide messenger RNA. RefSeq names its product 3-hydroxyisobutyryl-CoA hydrolase (gene HIBCH). The record is from RefSeq and is a predicted model, not a curated record. NCBI's taxonomy places the organism in Eukaryota, Metazoa, Chordata, Aves, Piciformes, Picidae. Gene Ontology annotation, biological process: L-valine catabolic process. The transcript has 12 exons. Gene Ontology annotation, cellular component: mitochondrion. The coding region runs from base 1 to 1080 and encodes 359 amino acids. Gene Ontology annotation, molecular function: 3-hydroxyisobutyryl-CoA hydrolase activity.